Messenger RNA from Drosophila sulfurigaster albostrigata, 574 nucleotides. Its product is annotated as putative mitogen-activated protein kinase kinase kinase 7-like. The transcript is spliced from 3 exons. NCBI's taxonomy places the organism in Eukaryota, Metazoa, Arthropoda, Insecta, Diptera, Drosophilidae. Gene Ontology annotation, biological process: JNK cascade; positive regulation of canonical NF-kappaB signal transduction; protein phosphorylation. Gene Ontology annotation, molecular function: magnesium ion binding; MAP kinase kinase kinase activity; ATP binding. The coding region runs from base 230 to 547 and encodes 105 amino acids. The record is from RefSeq and is a predicted model, not a curated record.
AAUUGCUGUGAAAAUAAUUCAUGACAAUAGUCAAGAUUCAGAAACAGAGAAGAUUCGUUUCGAAAAGAAUAUUCUCCGAGAAAUAGAGAAUUUACAAAAAUGUACUCAUCCGAAUAUUAUCACAUUGUACGGAGUCUCCAAAUACAGUAAUAACAUUUGUUUACUGUUAGAGUAUGCGGAUUGUGGAUCACUCUACAAAUUCUUGCACCGCACGAAAAGGGAAGUUUCGAUGGACGAGAGGAUUGAUUGGAUGCUGCAAUGUGCCAAGGGUAUAGAGUACUUGCAUAAAAAAAACAUAGCUCACCGGGAUCUUAAGACGCAAAACUUGUUACUUUUCAAUGGAUAUCACACGUUGAAAAUAUGUGAUUUUGGUACAGUUAAAGAACUUGUGACAAAAAAUACCCAGGAUGUCGGGACUGUUUGUUACAUGGCACCAGAAGUUUAUAACUUUAAUGUAAAUGAAAAAUACAAUGAAAAGUGUGAUGUGUUUAGCUUUGGAAUCAUAUUUUGGGAAGUUGUCAAGGAAGAUGCCAUUUUACGAAUUUAAUGAAAUGCCUCUAUUGGCAAUCCAAAA